GGAUUUGAUUUAUCCCGCUCAUUACACAGCUCUGCUCAACAGAAUAAUGAAGACUUUACUGUUUACCUCUGCUGUUGUUCUUCUGGUGUUGAACUACGGAUCGGCGCUGAAAUGCCACCACUGUGUUCCUCAGUCUGGAACUCGCUGCGCGGCUUCCCAAGAGACCUGUGGAUUCGGGAAUGACGCCUGCAUCGCCGCCAGAUUCAACUUCCCUCCCUUCAUGGGCUUCCGCAGGUGUGGCAGAAUGACUGAGUGUCUGAUCCCCCAGAGUAACACCGCCAUGAAAAUCAAAUGCUGCCAGUCUGAUCUCUGCAAUAACGUCAUCAUCAUUUAGUUUCUCUACUGUCUGAUCAUAUUCACAAUCAUAGAGACGUUCAAACAGGCUUCACUGUCUCUGUUAUUUAUAAAGUUUGUCCAACAAUAAAUA
Messenger RNA from Danio aesculapii, 427 nucleotides. Its product is annotated as cytotoxin 7-like. The transcript is spliced from 4 exons. NCBI's taxonomy places the organism in Eukaryota, Metazoa, Chordata, Actinopteri, Cypriniformes, Danionidae. Bases 47 to 334 code for a protein of 95 amino acids. The record is from RefSeq and is a predicted model, not a curated record.